This is a messenger RNA of Argentina anserina (silverweed cinquefoil), 3771 nucleotides long. RefSeq names its product disease resistance protein RUN1-like. The record is from RefSeq and is a predicted model, not a curated record. Bases 104 to 3658 code for a protein of 1184 amino acids. Gene Ontology annotation, biological process: signal transduction; defense response. The transcript is spliced from 5 exons. Lineage: Eukaryota; Viridiplantae; Streptophyta; Magnoliopsida; Rosales; Rosaceae. Gene Ontology annotation, molecular function: ADP binding; protein binding.
UCAACGAAACUCGGUGUUACUGAAAGAGUGAAGCCUCCUCCUUUUUCACCCUCUUCGGUUUCUGAAGUCCGGAAUUUCUGUGCCUCUUUCUUGCAAACUUGGAAUGGCAGAACAGAACCCUCAUGAAGCAUCUUCAUCUUCACCUUCCUCAAAACACUGGAUGUAUGACGUGUUCUUGAGCUUCAGGGGCAAAGACACACGCCACAGCUUCACCAGCCGUCUCUACUCGGCGCUGAGAGAAGCCCAAGUCAACGCCUUCAUCGACGAUAACGAACUCAGGAGAGGGGAGAACAUCUCAUCCGAGCUGCUUCGUGCAAUUCAAGGGUCGAGAAUCUCCGUGAUCGUCUUCUCCAGGAGGUAUGGAGAUUCCAGUUGGUGCCUUGAGGAGCUGGUCAAGAUCAUGGAGUGUAGAAGAACACUUGGGCAAAUGGUUUUCCCAGUUUUCGUUGACGUUGAUCCUUCGAAUGUGAGAAGACAGACUGGUAGUUUUGCAGAGGCAUUUCAGAAACACGAAGGGCGUUACGUGUUGGAGAAGGAAAAGGUACGCAGGUGGAGAGCUGCUCUAACUGAAGCAGCAGACUUAUCUGGCUGGGAUCUUUGGAAUACUGCACGCGGGCAUGAAGGAAAGUCAAUCAAGAUUAUUGUUGGGGAGAUUACUAGACACUUGAACAACACGUACUUAUUCGAAGCCGUCUACCCGGUUGGAAUUGAUUCUCGGGUAGAGGAUGUAGGCAAGCUUUUAGGUGUUGGAUUAGAUGAUGUUCGCAUGGUUGGAAUUUGGGGCAUGGGUGGAAUUGGGAAAACAACAGUUGCUAAGGCCAUCUAUAACAAAUUUUGUGGGAGCUUUGAAGGUAGAAGUUUUCUGGCAAACGUUAGGGAAGCGAAAAAGCAGCCAAAUGGUCAGGUUGGUUUGCAAGAACAACUUCUUUUUGAUGUCUUGAGAACAACCAAGAUAAAGGUUGGCACUGUUGAUGGAGGGAUCAAUGUGAUAAAAGAGAGACUUCGAUGUAGAAGGGUACUUGUCAUUAUUGAUGAUAUAGAUCACCUAGAUGAUGUAUAUGCAAUAGCUGGAAAUCAUGAUUGGUUUGGUUCUGGAAGUAGAAUUGUUAUUACUACAAGAGACAAACAUUUGCUAAAGCAACUGAAAGUAGAUUCAAUAUAUUCAGCUACAGAAAUGAAUGAAGAAGAAGCUCUCCAGCUCUUUACUUGGUAUGCUUUCAGGAAGAGUGAUCCGGAUGAGGGAUAUUCUGAACUCUCAAGUAGGGUGGUUGCUUACUCUGGAGGUUUGCCCUUAGCUCUUGAAGUUUUAGGAUCUUUUUUACUAGGAAGAUGCAUUCCAGAGUGGGAAAGUGCGUUGAGGAAAUUGGAAAGAGUUCCUCAUGGUCCUAUUCAGGAAAAGCUUAAAAUAAGCUUUGAUGGGCUAAAUGAUGAUAAACUGAAGGACAUCUUUCUUGACGUAUCUUGUUUCUUUAUAGGAAUGGACAAGAACUAUGUCAGUCAAAUAUUGGAUGGUUGUGGCUUUUUUGCAGAAAUAGGAAUCAGUGUUCUCCUUGAGCGUCGUCUUGUAACAGUUUGUAUAAAGAACAAGCUGAUGGUGCAUGAUUUGCUUCGAGACAUGGGCAGAGAACUCGUUCGUGCAAAAUUCCCUGGUGACCCUGGAAAGUGCAGUAGAUUGUGGCAUCCUACAGAUGUAACAGAUGUACUGACUGAACAUUCUGGAACUGAAGAAGUUCAAGGGCUCACCCUAAGUUUGUUAGAAUCUGAUAAGACUAGCUUCAGUACACAGGCAUUUGCAAAUAUGAAGAGAUUAAGAUUGCUCGAACUCAAAUUUGUGCAGCUCAGUGGAGGCUACGAGCAUCUCGCUAACACGUUGAGGUGGCUGUGUUGGCAUGGGUUCCCUCUUAGAUUCCUGCCAAACAACUUUAAUCUACCAAAUGCAGUUGCUAUUGACCUGCAAUACAGCAAACUUGUACAAGUUUGGACGGAAUCAAGGAUGCUUAAGAAGCUGAAGAUUCUAAAUCUAAGUCAUUCUCAUUACUUGAUACAAUCACCAGAGUUUUCAAAUCUUCCUAACCUCGAGAAGUUGAUACUACAAGGCUGUAAGAGUUUGUCCAAGAUUCACCAGUCCAUUGGAGAUCUUGAAAGACUUGCUUUGGUAAAUCUUCAAGACUGUAAGAUGCUCAGGGAGCUCCCAGUGACUUUUUCCAAGUUGAAAGCUAUUGAAUCUCUUACUCUUUCUGGUUGUUCAAAAUUUGAAAAUUUGACCAAGGACUUGGGUGAGAUGGUAUCCUUGAGAACUCUGCUAGCAGAUGACACAGCCAUAAGAGAAAUACCAUCUUCCAUAAUGCAGUUGAACAAUCUUGAAUAUCUAUCUGUAUGUGGCCUGAAACAGCCACCACUGAAAUGGUUUCUGACUUGUUUCUGGUCUCAUCCGUUGCCAAGAACAUGUUUAAAGUUUCCUCCAUUGUUAUCGGGUUUAUAUGCCUUAAAAAGAUUGCAUGUCAGAGACUGCAAUUUAACUGAAUAUUCACUUCCAGAGGAUCUCGGAAGUCUGUCUUGUUUGGAAGAAUUGGAUAUGGGAAGAAAUUGUUUCCUUAGCCUUCCAUGCCUCAGUGGUCUUCUGCAGCUUCAAGAUCUUACAUUGGAUAAUUGCGGUUUAACUGAAGAGACCAUUACAGCUACGAAUCUUUGGUCUCUACCUUCUUUAGAUCAUCUGAAUCUAAGUGGAAAUAGUUUUCAUAGCCUUCCAAACCUGAGGGGACUUCCCAAGCUAGCCUUUCUAUUUUUGGAAAAUUGCUCAAACCUUCAUGCCAUGCCAGAACUACCAACAAAACUGUCAGUUCUGAGAGCAGAUGGCUGCACUGCAUUGCAAAGAAUGCCAGAUUUUUCAGAAAUGUUGAGCAUGCAGAUGUUGCAACUUAGUGAUUCCCCCAGACUCUGUGACAUCCCCGGCAUUGGUAACUCAUCACACUUGAUUGUGAUUGAAAUGGAAGGGUGCACAACUAUCAGCGAAACUUUUAAGAAGAACUUACUACAGAGGUGGAGUUAUGCAAGCAACUUUGGAGGCGUUUUUCUCCCUGGAAAUGACAUUCCUCUGGGGUUCAAGUAUUUUAAUGAGGGUGGCAUUGUCUCUUUUUUGGUGCCUCCAAAUAUAGGCAGUAGUCUGAAGGCAUUGACUGUGUGCAUCGUUUAUUCUUGCUCUUCAAAGUGUAGAGAAAGCAUACAUAGUAUUUCCAUAUACGUUAUAAAUCAUACCAAGCACACUGUUUAUUACGUCCGACCAAAAUCACGUCCCAAGGAAAUAAUCUCCAGUGGUGUUAUUUGGCAAGGACGCUUCUCGAACAGAAAUUUCAGUUUGGAAGGGGGAGAUGAUAUUGAGAUCUGUGUAGGAAUUGAUGUUGGUUUAAGGUUCCGGGUGGAGAAAAUAGGGGUUGAUCUUGUAUUGGAUGAAUUUACGUAUGGAGAAGUUCCUAUGAUUAAGUCUCUUCCAUAUGCUCGUUUUCGUCGGCAACAUGUUGGAGCAGAAAUCACACCAACUAGUAGAGGUGGUGGUGUUGAGCGUCAGCCAAUCAACUUCAACAAUAGAUGUGGCCUGUGGUGUUUGAUUGCUGCCAUCGCAUGUUCUUGUAUAUACAUAUACUUUUCGAGUUCAGAUUGAUUUUCUUUUCAUGAUUUUGUCUUCCUAGCUACCUUCAGAAGGCAGAAGAUUGCAACGUCUGUAUUGAACCCCUCCUAUGAAAUCAUGCAUGUGUUCUACCAAUUAUCAUUCAU